Molecule: messenger RNA, 1886 nt
Organism: Elephantulus edwardii (Cape elephant shrew)
Lineage: Eukaryota; Metazoa; Chordata; Mammalia; Macroscelidea; Macroscelididae
Gene: STRADB
Product: STE20-related kinase adaptor beta
Exons: 11
Coding region: 89-1345 (418 amino acids)
Biological process (GO): protein phosphorylation
Molecular function (GO): ATP binding; protein kinase activity; protein serine/threonine kinase activator activity
Source: RefSeq, a predicted model, not a curated record
UGGGAUGUUUCUACAUCUUGAAAGAAAAAUAAAGAUCUACUUUGGAAUAGAUGGAUUUUUGCCACUUUCUAUGAACUAAAGUGAUUCAAUGUCUCUAUUGGAUUGUUUCUGCACUUCACGAACACGAGUUGAAUCACUCAGACCUGAAAAACGCUCUGAUACCAGUAUCCAUCAAUACUUGGUCGAUGAGCCCACCCUUUCUUUGGUACCUCCAUCUGCUGGAGCCAGUGAAGUCAUAAGUUCCAUUAAUGUUUCCCACUAUGAACUUCAAGUGGAAAUAGGAAGAGGAUUUGACAACUUGACUUCUAUCCAUCUUGCAAGGCAUACUCCUACAGGAACACUGGUGACUGUAAAAAUUACAAAUCUGGAAGAUUGCACAGAAGAACGUCUAAAAGCUCUACAGAAAUCAGUGAUUCUAUCUCACUUCUUCCGGCAUCCCAAUAUUACAACUUACUGGACAGUUUUCACUGUUGGCAGCUGGCUUUGGGUUAUUUCUCCAUUUAUGGCGUAUGGAUCAGCAAGUCACCUCUUGAAGACUUACUUUCCUGAAGGGAUGAGUGAAACUUUAGUAAGAAACAUUCUCUUUGGAGCAGUGAGGGGGUUGAACUAUCUCCAUCAAAAUGGCUAUAUUCACAGGAGUAUUAAAGCCAGCCAUAUCCUCAUUUCUGGUGAUGGCCUAGUGACCCUCUCUGGCCUGUCCCAUCUGCAUAGUUUGGUUAAGCAUGGACAGAGGCAUAGGGCUGUGUAUGAUUUCCCACAGUUCAGCACGUCAGUGCAGCCGUGGCUGAGUCCAGAACUACUGAGACAGGAUUUACAUGGAUAUAAUGUGAAGUCAGAUAUUUAUAGUGUUGGGAUUACAGCGUGUGAAUUAGCCAGUGGGCAGGUACCUUUCCAGGACAUGCACAGAACUCAGAUGCUGUUACAGAAAUUGAAAGGUCCUCCUUAUAGCCCAUUGGAUCUCAAUAUUUUUCCUCAAUCAGAAUCCAGAAUGAAAAAUUCCAGAUCAGGUAUAGACUCUGGGAUUGGAGAAAGCGUGCUGGUGUCCAGUGGCACCCGCACAGUGAACAGUGACAGGCUGCAGACGCCAUCUUCAAAAACUUUCUCUCCUGCCUUCUUUAGCUUGGUGCAACUCUGUUUGCAACAGGAUCCUGAGAAAAGGCCAUCAGCAAGUAGUUUAUUAUCCCAUGUAUUCUUUAAACAGAUGAAAGACCAGAGUCAGGAUUCGAUACUUUCACUGCUGCCUCCUGCUUAUAACAAGCCAUCGGUAGCAGUGCCUCCAGUGUUGCCUUGGACUGAGCCGGGAUGUGUUUUUCCUGAAGAAAGAGACUGGAACUGGGAAUUCUAGGACUGCCAAGUCAUCUUAUGUCCUAUAUACUUGAUACUCUCUCCUUGCUGCUUUUUUCUUCUGUAUUACUAGGUACAAAUACCAGAAUUAUACUUGAAAAUACAGUUGGCGCACUGGAGAACCUACCACUUUAAAGCACUUCUAUCCAGGGAGCCAUGAGCUUCUAGGCCCCUCGGGUAGCUCAGAGUGCUGUCACAACUCUAGGGACACUUCUGAAUUAUUCGUGUCUUCUACUCUUGGAAUUUUUUCCCCCAAGCUGUGACUUACUUCCCUCAAUUUUUCAUUAUAACUCUGAGCCAGUUAAUUUCUUGAGCAUUUUUCUGUCUUCAGGUGAAUGAAACCUCAGAGGAUAGUGCUUCCAAGUACAUGUUUUUCUUCCAAAUUCUCUAGCCUUUUUGAUCAGCUGUUGUUACACCAAUAAGCUAGUUUAUCUUGGUGCCCUCUUUAGUGGAUGGGAAAAUGUUUCUAUUUUCUCAUUUCUUGUAUUAAUACUAUAUAUAUAAUAACAUCAAACUGAGCCUCACAUUAUUCACUUGAAAUA